Dufourea novaeangliae is the source of this 1253-nucleotide messenger RNA. It is a transcript of the gene nmdyn-D7, whose product is annotated as nucleoside diphosphate kinase 7. Lineage: Eukaryota; Metazoa; Arthropoda; Insecta; Hymenoptera; Halictidae. Gene Ontology annotation, cellular component: centrosome. Gene Ontology annotation, molecular function: nucleoside diphosphate kinase activity; ATP binding. The transcript has 9 exons. Bases 72 to 1226 code for a protein of 384 amino acids. The record is from RefSeq and is a predicted model, not a curated record.
UAUAUAUUAAAAUAAACUAAUCUAACAGAAUCCUUAAUUGACUUAAUUGAAAAUAACUAGGUAUUGAAACAAUGUCGGUGGACCACAAUGAAAAAUAUAUUUUUGAGGCUGAGUGGUACGAUAAAAUAGCCAGUAUCCUAAAGAAAUUCUAUUUAUACUAUUAUUCAUAUGACAAUACUGUAGAGUUGUUUGAUAUAAAAGCACGAAAAACAUUUCUAAGGAGAACAAAAUGCGAGGGCAUACAGGCGGAAGAUUUUUACGUGGGUGCUGUUGUAACAAUAUUUUCGCGAAAUAUAAAAAUAACGGAUUAUGCGGAUUGCACCACCCGAACGAAAUUGCAAACAAAAAUGCAAAAAACAUUCGCAAUCGUGAAAUCAGAUGCCAUUGACAGUUUAGGAGAAAUAUUGAAACGAAUAGUCUCCUGUAAUUUUCACAUUGCAAAUAUAAAAAUGGUCAAAUUGAGUCAAGAGGAGGCCGCAAAUUUCUGUCAACAGAGAGAAAGCACAGACAUAGCGUACAUUGUAAAUUAUCUCAUCUCCGGUCCCAUUGUAGCUUUAGAAUUAUUGGGUGAUCAUGCAAUUAGUCGUUGGCUUGAACUGAUUGGACCAGAAGAUAGCGAACAAGCUCGUUCUGAAGCUCCAAAUUCGCUGAGAGCUUGUUUUGGUAAAGAUGGUAUUUACAAUGCGUUGCAUGGCUCCCUGAAUGAAGAAGCUGCAAUAAAAGAACUACAAUUGUUCUUCCCCGAUUCAAAAAGCAAGGACAAGGGACCAGCAAAUACAGCUACUUUGAAGGAUUGCACCUGCUGCAUCAUUAAGCCACAUGCUGUUCAAGCUAAACUAACUGGGAACAUUAUUGACGACAUUCUGAAAGCUGGUUACACUAUUUCUGCCAUACAGCAAUUUAAUGUUAAUCCGUUUGAUGCAGAAGAAUUUCUAGAAGUAUACAAGGGUGUUCUCCCUGAUUAUGGGGCCAUGGUAGGAGAGUUGCAGUCAGGACCAUGCAUUGUUAUGGAAUUAAAACACAAUGAUCAGAACUUUGAUGUACAGGGAGAAUUCAGAAAAUGGUGUGGCCCCAUGGACCCUGACAUUGCACGUCAAGUAAGACCAGACACACUUCGAGCUAAGUAUGGGAAAACAAAAGUACAGAAUGCUAUACAUUGCUCUGAUUUACCAGAAGAUGGAAGUUUAGAGGUGGAAUACUUCUUCAAGAUCCUUGAUAGCAGUUAGACACUAAAGAAACAUUAAGAGUUUACC